Messenger RNA from Sinocyclocheilus grahami, 1095 nucleotides. RefSeq names its product macrophage-capping protein-like. The record is from RefSeq and is a predicted model, not a curated record. The transcript has 8 exons. Gene Ontology annotation, molecular function: phosphatidylinositol-4,5-bisphosphate binding; actin filament binding. Lineage: Eukaryota; Metazoa; Chordata; Actinopteri; Cypriniformes; Cyprinidae. Gene Ontology annotation, biological process: actin filament severing; central nervous system development; actin polymerization or depolymerization. Gene Ontology annotation, cellular component: actin cytoskeleton; cytoplasm. The coding region runs from base 1 to 1038 and encodes 345 amino acids.
AUGCUUAAUCUGAGGGCAGCACAGAGCCAGUUUACCCAUGAAGUGCGAGAGCCAGGGCUGUGGGUCUGGAGGGUGGAGAAGAUGAGGGCUGUGCUCCUUGACCCAUCGCAGAGGGGAACCUUCUACAAUGGAGAUGCAUAUAUUGUGCUCAGCAACCGUGGAAAGUAUGGAAGUGACCUGCACAUGUGGAUGGGUGAGAAGUCGUCCCGGGAUGAGCAGGGUGCUUGUGCCAUGCUUGCCACUCAACUGGCCAGCUUCUUGGGAGGAGAGCCAGUACAACAUCGACAGGUGCAAGGAUACGAGUCACCUGAGUUCAUGGGACUCUUCCCUAAAGGAGUCAGCUACAAGGAAGGCGGGGUGGAGUCUGGGUUCAAGAAUGCCAGGUCCAGGACUGGCCCAGUUACACAUCUGUACCAAGUCAAAGGAAAGAAAAACAUCCGUGCAAGAGAGGUGGAGCUCAGCUGGGGGAGCUUCAACAAGGGUGACUGUUUUAUACUGGACCUUGGAGAGACUAUAGUCGCAUGGAGUGGAUCCAAAGCCAAUAUGUUUGAGAAACAGAAGGUGCGUGAGAUAGCAAUGCUGAUCAGAGACACUGAAAGGAAUGGGAAAGCUCACAUCAUCGAUGUGACAGAGGGAGAGGAACCACUGGAGAUGGUUCAGGCACUUGGUCCAAUCCCAGCUCUGAAGGACAGUUCAACAGAAGAAGACGCUGAAGCAGACAUCACUAAUUCUGCUUCCCUUUACAAGGUGUCUAAUGCAACAGGCCAAAAGACCUUGACAAAACUGUGUGACAAAGGCCUUUUCAGUCAAGAGAUGCUGGAGAAAGAUGACUGCUUCAUCCUGGACAAUGGAUCUAAUGGGAAAAUCUAUGUUUGGAAAGGUAAUGGAGCCAAUGCAGAGGAGAAGAGAGUCGCCCUGAAGGUGGCAGAUGAGUUUAUUACAGAAAUGAACUAUCCCAGGAUGAGAACACAGGUGGAAAUUCUCCCUCAGGGCCGUGAGUCUGUCCUCUUUAAACAGUUCUUCAAGAGUUGGAGUUAAACACACACCAACAUUUAGGAUCUAUGUAGAAACUGAUGCUCAUUUUGCAUAAUCACA